AUGCCAAAAUAAAAAAAAAGUGCCAAAACAGAACAAAAACAAGAUUAAAAAGAAACUUAAAUAAAAUAUAUUAAGUCUUCUAAAAUAGAAGAAAUUGAGAAAAAAUGUUCUUAAUAUAAAACAAUCUAUGAAUAAAUAUAAGAUCUAGGUUUUCCUGUAAAUUCUGCCUCUGAUCAAGUCAUAAAUGAAAUUAAAGAGAAAAAUGAUUAAGUUUUAUUAGGUAAAUAUUUAGCUUCUCAUUUUUGGGGGAAAUAAUCAGAUCUACUUACCAAAGUUAAUGAAUAAUUAGUAAAACAUGGUUUUUAAGUUACAGAUGACCUUUAAUGUGAACAAAUAUUUACUAUUAAUAUCAAUUAAGACAAUAUAGGUAAUAAAUAUGAUUAUCUAAAAUUGUUCUAAAUUAAAGACACUGCUUGUCCAUCAUAACUUUUAUAAAUGGAUCACUAUAGUAGUGAAAUAAUAACUAAGUUUGUUGAAUCAAUUGAUAGUCCUGAAUUAUAAUAAUUAUAAACCAUAAGAAAGCAUAUUUAAGAUUUAUUAAAUAAAUUGGAUAAAAUUAGAAUAUUUUCAAAUAAAUUAUCCAAUAUCAAAUCUUAAAAUGCUGAAGAUAAACUAUUGAAAUAAUUUGAAAAUUUAGAAAAUGAUUAUUAUCUUGUUAAAAACACUUAAUUUAAUUUUGAGAAAUAAACUUCAUAAAAAAAGACUAAAACUUCCAAAAAAAAAGUAAAUCCUAAUGAAGGAGAUAAUAAAUAAGAAUUUUAAUCUAUUAUAUAACCAGAAAAUUAGGAAUAAAAAAAUUAAGAACAGAAUCAACCUGAAUUAAAUACAAAUUAAGAAAAAAAAUAAUAAGAAUUUAAUUAAGAAUAAAAACAACAAAAAUAAAGAUAAAAAAAGCAAAGGGAAUAAAAAGAUGAAAAUUAAAAUAAAGAAAAGUCUUCAGAAAAAGAAUAAAUUAAAAAAGAAAAAAAAGCCAAAAAGUAACAAGUUAAAAAAGAAAACAUCACUUAAAAUCAAGUACCUAAAGAGAACUAAAAUUAACGAAAGAAAUCAGUAGAUCCUUCUGAUAAUGCAAAUGAAAAUAAGCAAGAAUAAAAAAAAAGCAAUAAAAAACAAUAAAUCAUAGAAGACCCAAAAUAAAAAAAAUUAGACCAAUAUUUUUUAAAAAAAAAUUUGUGA
Molecule: messenger RNA, 1176 nt
Organism: Paramecium sonneborni
Lineage: Eukaryota; Ciliophora; Oligohymenophorea; Peniculida; Parameciidae
Source: the annotation of a GenBank genome assembly